UGGUGCGAGAUAAAACCGCCAAACCUAAAAUUUGUAUUUUCCUCUCUUUUAAGCUACAUGGAUAAGCAAAACAUUCUUUAUUGUGCGCUAGUCCUAAUUCUUCAUCUUAAAAGCGGACUCGCCAACAGUAACCGCUGUCUGGACAAUGACGCUCAGUUGAGGUUCGAGGCGCUACCUGGCCGCGGCUGGGACAACUUGGUCAACAAGGAACAAGACCAGGUGUUCGACCUCAGUUACAUUGACUGCCGCAUCAGUGAGGACAGGAAAUACACGCUUCCAGAUGGUGUUACUCUCAUACCGCGAAAAUCUGCACAAGUGUACACGCAUGCUGAGGUUUUCGAACACUGGGACAAUUAUACAUCAAUAACUGCGAAAUCGAUGAAUGUAGAAGGUGGACUCAAUUUCGAUGUUCCUUUGGAAUAUGGUUUUGGAGUGUCGGUGGAUAUCAGCGGAAAAUAUUCAAGCGACUAUCAAAGCGUCAAAUCUCACCAAAAUGAGGAGAACGCAAUAACUACCCGAGUGCAGCUGCGUUAUCUGCAAUACACAGCUAAACUGGAGCCUGAUGUUCGCUUUACUGAAGCGUUUGCGAAAAGACUCAAUCAGAUAGCAGCAUUUAUUGAGUUUGGUGACUUUGUAAACGCCAGGUAUGAAAGUCAACUGUUAGUUCGAGAUUUUGGAACGCAUGUCAUAACUAGCAUAGACGCCGGCGCCGCACUGGUUAAGACUGAUCAUGUAGACAAAACAUACUACGACCAACAACAGAGUUCGUCGGAGGACAAACGUGUAUCCGUUCGAGCGUCUGCAGGCCUCAGUUUCUUGGGUUUGUUCAAGAUAGGACCAAGUAUUCAUUUCGGAAUUGACACAGAUAACUACCAAAGUAGUGUGUCUUCCUCGGGGUACUUAAGUAAGGUGACAUCAUCUGAAAUAUCUACGAUUGGCGGUCCAGUAUACAGGCCAGACAUGAGCGUAGCAAAUUGGACUGAGAGUUUGGAUAAUAAUAUAGUAGCUUUGGACAGAUCAGGACAACCGCUUUCCAACUUCAUAACAGAAUAUUCUCUGCCACUCGUCAGCUACAAAACUGUCAGACAACUUCAGCGUUUUGUAACGCGAGCGAUUCAGAUUUAUUAUAACAGAAAUACUUAUCGUGGGUGUACACAACGUGAUUCGCCAAACUUCAACUAUUUUGCCAACUUUGAUGAUGGGUCUUGCAAACCGCCGACGACGCAAUUCCAGUUUGGCGGCGUUUAUCAGACUUGCACUGGCGACGGUCAUCUCUGUACUGGUAAGGAAACCAAGAACAUGAAAACAGGAGACUUUACAUGUCCAGUAAAUUAUAAAACUAGUUUGAUCGAUUCUUUUGGAUUAAGUCGAUCAGAUACUCAGGAAGAUUGCCAUCGUUGUUGGGUAUUUUUCAAAUGCUGCAAAUAUUACGAUGUCGGCUAUGUGGCCACUGUUAAAACAUACUGGUGUGCUUCUGAUUCUAUUACUGAACAAGACAAAGGAUACCUCUUUGGUGGAUUUUACUCGGAUGCAAUUUCGAACGUUCAAACGAAGCAACGGAUAUGCCCAACAACUUAUAUUCCAACAAAAAUACUUGAUGACGUUACUAUCUGUCUUAGUGAUGACUAUGAACUUGGAUUUGAAUUUUCAUUACCAUUCGCCGGCUUCUUUUCCUGCAAAUCGAACAAUCCUCUAACCAAAACAAACACGCCUACGUGUCCUACCGGGUUUAGUCAGCACAUUCUAGACGUCAACGACGACUGCGAAAUAUAUUACUGUAUCCAGACAGGAGCUAUGUCAGUUCAAGGACUUCCCCCAGUGAGGAAACUACCAUUCCAGAGGAAACCUCGGCAUCGUGCAAACAAAGAGAACCACAAAGGCGAUAAAAAUGUAACGUACGUCAUCAGUGAAGAUGGAUCGACUUGGACCACCCUCGACAAAGCCAACGAGACAAUGCCAAAAUUACUCAAAGAGCAUGGUUUUGAUAUCAUCAUGACACGAAUGUCUCCAUCAGUACAGAACGUGUCAGAGAUUGCGGAAAUGAGCAUGAUGGUUCCUGCUAGUGCAAUACCUGUAGUGAUAUGUCAGCCCUCUGAAACAACAACCAAAGUCACCAAAACAGAGGCCACAGCCAGACUCGCCUAUUCCGAUCAACAGGUUUCCACAGAGGGAGAAAUCCAAAGAGGUUCCAGCAAUGAAGAUUCGUCGGUUGCUUCUGAUGGAAGUCAGGUUAAUGUGGCUUUUGUUGUAGUUUGCUCCGUUCUUGGAACUCUCUCUUGCGUUGUUAUUGUAGCCGCUAUUGUUUUGAAGAUAAGGCGGAAAUCGACGAGUUACACGCAGAUAUGACUGGUGUGAUUCAUAAUGUAUAUGCAUGACAUAUUACAGUUUUAAGUGAUUUGAUAAUAAUCUAAUAAAAAUAAUUGAACAAUCCAAGGAAUAGCCCAGGAGCCAAACAGUAAUCGAAAAUCAUGUUUAAAGACACAACACUAAGAUUUAACAGGUAUUUAACGUGACACGUACAAUGUACAAAACAGCAUAGGCAUGCCACACAUGCGUCAAAAUAUCUUUAUCAAUAACUUUGGUGCUACCAGCUUGGAACGAACAGAUGACUGGAGUCUAACAUUUGACCAAGCCUUUCGCAAUGAUAAUAUUAAAACUGUCAAUCACAUGUACAAACUAACCUCAAGCAUUCCUUAAAACAGACUUCCCCCGUCAAUGAAUUAAUCAAAACGGAGUAUCAGUGCCUACUCCAAUAAUGAAAUAUAAUAGUCCACAGUUCAAACUCGUGAUAUCAAUAUUGUUGAUUUUUU
Molecule: messenger RNA, 2810 nt
Organism: Mya arenaria
Lineage: Eukaryota; Metazoa; Mollusca; Bivalvia; Myida; Myidae
Product: macrophage-expressed gene 1 protein-like
Exons: 5
Coding region: 58-2346 (762 amino acids)
Source: RefSeq, a predicted model, not a curated record